GUUGUUAGAAGACCUACAGUGACCUUGUUUUUAAAUGAGUGUCUUUUUCGCGCCUCGAGGUUUAAAAUGUAAUUUAAAACAACAACUCCCGGCGAAUAGUGACUUAACAAAUGAACAACUCUUAUUAUUACAUAAUAUAUUUGGUGAUUUAAUCAUGAAAGCAUUAUUGAUUAUUGAAUGUGGUUCAAUUACUAUUGAACGAUCAAAAUCAUCUCAGCAUCAACUAUUUCGAGUAGAAUCAGGUUCUGGUCCGGUUAGUUACUGUUCAAAUUACACACGUUAUUGUCGUUGUUUUAACACAGUACAGAAGUAUAUUAAUCCUUUAUAUGAAUUAUGGUGUGAACAUAAUCUUGCUAUAUUUCUAGCUGAAAUUAUGGUUUGUCGAUCUUUAGAAAUGUUGUAUAGCAGAGAUAUCACUAGUACUAAUGCUUCCGUUGUUGAAAGUUCCAGUUAACGUUUUCAUCUUAUAUGUAUUGCUCUUUAUUGGAAAAUAAACAGAUUUUUUUUUCG
Schistosoma margrebowiei is the source of this 510-nucleotide messenger RNA. The record is from the annotation of a GenBank genome assembly. NCBI's taxonomy places the organism in Eukaryota, Metazoa, Platyhelminthes, Trematoda, Strigeidida, Schistosomatidae.